UUUGAACUUGAAGAUGGCACCAAAAAUUCACACGUUUCUUCUAACUUGGUUGUUAACCAAGCAGGUGACAGGCCUGACUGAGCCUUCCAAUCUGGACAUGGCUCCCAAUGCAUUUGAUGAUCAGUAUGAGGGCUGUGUCCAAGAAAUGGAGAAGAAAGCACCCCAAUUGUUAGAGGAAGACUUCAACAUGAGUGAGCAAUUAAGACUUGAGUGGGAAAGGGCAGAGAAAAAAUGGAAGGCGAUGAAAAAGACAAGAAGCUAUCCAGAAGGUUUCCAUGAUUUCCACGGAACGGCUUUAGUAGCCUACACUGGGGACAUUCACAAAGAUUUUAACAGAGCUGUUAGAGAAUUCAGGAAAGAUUUCCAUAACUUUCAUUACAAGGCCUUCCAUUACUACUUAACAAGAGCUCUUCAGCUUCUGAAUAACAAGAGUUGUUACACAGUUUACCGAGGCACCAAGAACAAGUUUCUUUACAGCGGGAAGGGCUCUGUGCGGUUUGGGCAGUUUGCUUCCUCAUCUUCAGCUAAGGCCGUAGCUGUUUCAAAGUCAUUUUUAAGUGACCAUGGGACAUUGUUCAGGAUUGAAACAUGCUUGGGGGUUGAUAUUAAAGAAUUCUCCUUCUUAUCCUUUGAAAAGGAGGUGUUAAUUCCAGGUUAUGAAGAGUAUCACAAAGUAAUUGUAACACAAAAUGAAAAAGGGUAUGAUGAAAUUUCUCUGGACUCUCCCCAAAGAAAGAAGAGUAACUUUAAUUGCUUCUAUAGUGGUUUUACGAACAUAGUCAAUAGUCAUUUGAGAAGUUCAGGAGCCAGAGACAGCCCUGCAUUCCUGCUGCUUGUGGUGCUACCUGGUCUCCUGGUCCAGCUGUUUUCUCUUGCUGAGCUGUAGUCAUCUCCUGCCUGUAGUUCAUGGUGCUGAGUGUUGAAGGGAGGCCAAAGGGCUAGAACUUGGCAGGUUCUCUAAGGUCUGUGGGAGAAAGAAGGCUGUGAUCAUUCUGGAGAAGAUCUACUUUAACAUUAACGAAGUCCAUAGGAAUCUAAAGAACUUACUGGAUCUGUGGGUGAAAUUUUAUGUUCUGACUUUAAAUUUACUACUCUUCGACACUUUUCUAUCUUCUAUCUAUCUAUCUUCACCUGCAUUUAUAGCAGUUAUAAUUUUAAAGCACACAAUAUGUGAUGAAUGAUACAAUAUAGAGAAAUAAACUGUCUAUAACCACAC
Messenger RNA from Phodopus roborovskii (desert hamster), 1216 nucleotides. Its product is annotated as T-cell ecto-ADP-ribosyltransferase 2. The transcript has 3 exons. Gene Ontology annotation, molecular function: NAD+ poly-ADP-ribosyltransferase activity; NAD+-protein-arginine ADP-ribosyltransferase activity. The record is from RefSeq and is a predicted model, not a curated record. NCBI's taxonomy places the organism in Eukaryota, Metazoa, Chordata, Mammalia, Rodentia, Cricetidae. The coding region runs from base 14 to 886 and encodes 290 amino acids.